ACUAUUAAGAAUAUUGAAAGAGAGCUUAUUUGCCCAGCCUGCAAGGAGCUGUUUACCCACCCGUUGAUUCUCCCUUGUCAACAUAGCAUCUGUCAUAAAUGUGUAAAAGAACUCUUGCUGACUCUCGAUGAUUCAUUCAAUGAUGUGGGAUCAGACCAGUCCAAUCAGAGCAGCCCUCGACUUCGGCUUUCCUCCCCUAGCAUGGAUAGAAUUGACAGAAUUAACAGACCAGGCUGGAAGCGCAAUUCACUGACCCCUAGGACAACUACUUUUCCUUGCCCCGGCUGUGAGCAUGAUGUGGAUCUUGGAGAACGAGGAAUCAAUGGUCUGUUUCGAAAUUUCACCUUGGAAACUAUUGUGGAGAGAUACCGUCAGGCGGCUAGGGCAGCCACAGCCAUUAUGUGUGACCUUUGUAAGCCGCCACCGCAGGAAUCCACAAAAAGUUGCAUGGACUGUAGUGCGAGCUACUGCAAUGAAUGCUUCAAAAUUUACCAUCCUUGGGGGACUGUGAAAGCGCAGCAUGAGUAUGUGGGCCCCACCACUAAUUUUAGACCCAAGAUUUUAAUGUGCCCAGAACAUGAAACAGAGAGAAUAAACAUGUACUGUGAACUCUGUAGGAGGCCAGUGUGCCACCUCUGUAAGCUGGGUGGCAGUCACGCCAACCACCGAGUGACCACCAUGAGCAGUGCCUACAAAACCCUGAAGGAAAAGCUUUCAAAGGAUAUUGAUUACCUUAUUGGUAAAGAGAGCCAGGUGAAGAGUCAAAUUUCUGAACUAAACUUGUUAAUGAAAGAAACAGAGUGCAAUGGAGAGAGGGCUAAAGAAGAAGCCAUGACACACUUUGAAAAGCUUUUUGAAAUCCUAGAAGAGAGGAAGUCAUCUGUUCUGAAAGCAAUUGAUGUCUCUAAGAAACUAAGACUGGACAAAUUUCAGACUCAAGUGGAAGAGUACCAGGGGCUUCUAGAGAACAACGGACUGGUGGGAUAUGCUCAGGAGGUGCUGAAGGAGACAGAUCAGUCCUGCUUUGUGCAGACAGCCAAGCAGCUUCACCUCAGAAUACAGAAAGCUACAGAAUCUUUGAAGAGCUUUAGACCAGCAGCCCAGACUUCUUUUGAAGACUAUGUUGUUAAUACAUGUAAACAAACAGAAGUUCUGGGAGAAUUGUCCUUUUUCUCCAGUGGCAUAGAUGUGCCUGAAAUCAACGAGGACCAGAGCAAAGUUUAUAACAAUGCCUUGAUAAGUUGGCACCACCCAGGAAAGGAUAAGGCUGAUAACUAUGUUCUCGAAUAUCGGAAGAUGAACAGAGAUGAAGACAUAUCGUGGAAUGAGAUCCAAGUGUGUGGCACGAGCAAAGUCGUCUCUGAUCUUGAAGAUAACAGUCAUUACGCCUUCCGAGUGAGGGCGUACAAGGGCUCCAUCUGCAGUCCCUGCAGCCGAGAGCUGAUUCUUCAUACUCCGCCUGCUCCAGUUUUCAGUUUCCUUUUUGAUGAAAAAUGUGGCUAUAAUAACGAACACCUCUUGCUAAACUUGAAGAGAGACCGAGUGGAGAGUAGAGCUGGAUUUACUACUCUGCUUGCUGCGGAUCGUAUCCAAGUGGGCUACUACACAAGCCUAGACUAUAUCAUUGGAGACAGUGGGAUUACAAAAGGGAAACACUUCUGGGCCUUCCGUGUGGAACCAUACUCGUAUCUGGUGAAAGUAGGAGUUGCUUCCAGCGAUAAACUACAAGAAUGGCUCCGUUCUCCCCGGGAUGCCGUCAGUCCAAGAUAUGAACAAGACAGUGGGCAUGACAGUGGAAGCGAAGAUACCUGUUUUGAUUCUUCACAGCCUUUUACCUUAGUUGCUAUAGGCAUGAAGAAAUUUUUUAUACCCAAGUCACCUACUUCUAAUGAACCUGAAAAUAGAGUUCUGCCCAUGCCAACAACUGUAGGGAUUUUCCUUGACUGUGAUAAAGGCAAAGUGAGUUUCUAUGAUACGGAGCACAUGAAAUGUCUCUAUGAACGCCAGGUAGACUGUUCGCACACAAUGUACCCAGCAUUUGCAUUAAUGGGCAGUGGAGCAGUUCAACUUGAAGAAUCUAUCACCGCAAAAUACCUGGAGUACCAAGAAGAUAUGUAGUUUCAGUAUCUGACAUGAUGAAGAUGAAAAAUGUGAACAGCGCAAUGCCUUGGUAUUAGCCUUUAUAACUAAUUACAUGUCAUCUAGCUCUUCUGGCACGGUAUUUGUUUUUGGUGUAUGAUUCUUUUAAAAAAAAAAACACACACAAAACCUAAACGGCCUUAUCCCUUAGAUGUUGUUCUGAUCUUCACAAAUGAUUUCAGUGAAGACAUUUUUUCCUAAUUAAUACUUGAUGGUUAAAUUUGCAACUGGAUUAUAUUUAUUUUUAUGUGCAGGGAAUCUAAUUUAUUUAUGUCAGCUGGUAUUGCUAAUACAUUCCUUAAGGGGUUGGGGGAGGUAUACAGAAGUAUUUAUUAUGCUUCUUUUAUAUUUGACUUUUCAUUUUUGUAUCAUUUAAGUCUUAAGAUAUUUUAAAAUGCCUGUGGAUAGAAGUUAAUAUUAAGGAGUGUGUCUCACAUUUUAAGUUUUAGUGGGAAAGCAAAGCUAUGCGUAGGUUUCUUUUUAAAGGCCAUAAAAAUGGUAGUAUGCUUGAGUGGAAGAUUAGGUACUUUAAGGUGUGUAACAAACUAUUAAGCAUAUAUUGCCUGGAGAGUGACUGCUACUGGUUUGGUUUGGCUUUGCUUGCAGUACUGGAGAUUGAGCCCAGGGCCUUUGCAUUACACACCCAGGUCUUUAUUUGUUUUAGUUUUAAGACAGGGUCUUGCUAAAAUUGCCCCGGGCAGAAUUUGAACUAUGAGUCCUGCUGUGUCAGCCUCCCUCAGUUCUGGGAUUACAGAUGUGUGCCACCAUGCCUGGCUUGUUUCGUAUUUAAAAAGACCACAAACUAUAUCGAUAAAGAUAUUUUUUAAAGAGUUCCCUUAGCUCGAUGCCCAUUAACUGGCAUAUGUAAUAAGCAUGAUUUCCUGCAGAAAAUAUGAAUUCUUGGCUAGCUUACAGAAUUUCACUUUAUAGUUUUUUUUUUUUUUUUAAUUUCCUGCUCUCUGAAAAUGUUUACAUCAUAGAAUUAUUUUCAAGAAAUAUUAAUGAAGAUGGAAUAUUGGAGUCAUAUUUAUUCUUUUGUGCUCUUCUGUGUCUUGUGUUUUUCAUGUUUGGCACAAAUGUUAGUGUAUCAGAUUUUCCUGGUUUAUGUUUACAGAUCUGAAAAGCUCAUGCUAUAUUUUUAGUAGCAUUAAAUACAUUACAAAAUGUGGAACAACUAAUUGGCCAUAUGGAACUUUUUGCAGCUUAUUUUUGGUAAGAAGAAUCUGUAGUAUAAGCAAAUAAAAAUAUAAUGGUUUAGGAAUAGUAGCUGAAAUCAUAAUCAUACCUUUUAAAAUACUGA
Molecule: messenger RNA, 3439 nt
Organism: Octodon degus (degu)
Lineage: Eukaryota; Metazoa; Chordata; Mammalia; Rodentia; Octodontidae
Gene: Trim36
Product: tripartite motif containing 36
Exons: 9
Coding region: 202-2118 (638 amino acids)
Molecular function (GO): zinc ion binding; protein binding
Source: RefSeq, a predicted model, not a curated record